AUGGGCUCUCAUGAAUUGGUUUUCACCAAGACUCCAGUAGGAGACGGCCAGUUUCGGUUGCUGGAUAUCCUGCCUGCUUUUCAAGAGCCCGGCCAAAAUGCUCCUAUUCGAUGUCAACUUCGCGUCGCAUCAUUAUUCGACCCGCCAGACUACGAAGCCAUUUCGUACGUCUGGGGAAAUCAUGAUUCCGAGAAUGAGAUCCAGAUUGAGGUUUCGGGUGAGGUUUUUAAUACGACAAAAAGUCUCCACGCAGCUCUGUCUCGGCUUCGGCUCCAGCACAAAACGAGGACGGUUUGGGCCGACCAAAUUUGCAUCAACCAGAAAGAUAGCGCGGAAAAGUCGACUAUCGUCCCACUGAUGCGGCAAAUCUAUUCUCGAUGCCGGCAAGGUCUGCUUUGGGCGGGCGAAAUUCCUCAGGAAAUGGACCCGGCUCAUGUGGAAUCACUAUUCGAAUUUCUCAAGUACAUGGCGGACGGUGGCACUACUGAUACCCCCGCCCCUCAGUGCAUGGCUUCCGAAGCGGCAUUCAGGGGGCCGAUAUCGGCAUUGGUGCACCUGAUGGCCGGCCAAGGUUCUUGGUUUUCUCGUAUAUGGACGGUUCAAGAAGCAGUUCUCCCGAAAGAAGCCGUCUUACUCUUGGGAUCGCAGUCAAUUCCUUGGAGCACGUUGAUUCAAGCAACCAAGACUUACACAACUGAGAUACCGCAAGACGUGUUCAGAGUCUGUGGGUAUGAGUAUGCCGAGGGCCCCAUAGCCGGUCUUAUUGCGGUUCUGGUAUGGUUGAAUAGCUGUAAAUACGACUGCAAGCCGUCGUCAGCUAUGCAGCAAUGGCGGGGCCGGCAAGCCCACGACCCUCGAGACAAGGUCUAUGCCCUGCUCGGACUAUUUCCACCCGGCGCGCUGCCCAGAUUUGAAAGCUGCGAUUAUGAGAUCCCAGUAGCUGAGGUCUACGAGAACCUAACGCUUGACCUCAUUACUGACAAGCAGAGCCUUCGGCCGCUUGUCGGAAACCCCCGCCUUAAGCCAGUCAGGGCGACUCCGAAUUUGGCCAGGUGGGCAAUCGACUUGGUGGGAGUGCCUAUACACGAGAUAGAAUACUGGCAUCACACAUACGAUUCAAUGCAUUUUCGUGCGGAUGGUGGUCGUCGCAUGGAAUUCCAGCACCAAAAAGGCAUGUUAGGCCUCACGGGCGUUUUUGUCGACAGAAUUGAGAGAGUCGAACCUGGAUUGAUGCUCAUUGGUAAACACGCAUCAUACGAGUUGCUGGCUGAAACCUUGCAAAGAUGGAAGAGUACGGGACCCGACGAAGAAGCCUUUGGGAGGCUCAUCACCAACGAUCUUGUUAGAGAUGCUGUCGGAGACCCCGUUCAGCGCGCAUCCGCAGCCGACGCCCACCAGGCUAUGGAAUAUGUACGCAACAGAACAGGGGAGGAAUGGAUUCACGACCAAAUCUUGAUGACGGUAAAGAACUCAGUGUACUUUACAACAAAGUCUGGGCUUAUCGGACGGGGACAUCUCGAAACACAAGCUGGAGACGAAGUCUGGGUAUUCAACGGAGGCAGCGUACCAUUCACAGUGAGACCGCGAGGCGGACUCAAGCCGGUUGACAAUGAUCUCGAGUGCGACUUUGUGGGUUAUAGCUACGGGCACAGCAUCAUGGACGGCGAGGCUUAUGAACGCGGUAUCGAAACCGUUCUCAAGAAUUUGUUUCUCGAUAUCGGAGACGUCGAAAACAUGAAAUACGACCCGGACUCGGAUAGCUUGCCUGCAAGAUCUCAGCUCCCGCACGUUCCAGGGACACCUCAAGAUUCGGCAUGGUUCUGGGGCGAAAAUGAUGAGUUGGGUCGAUUAAACCUGCUCACCCCAAGGCGCAAGGCGGCAGCAGCAAGUCUGAUCAAGGAUGGUAUUACCAUUGGCUUGAAUUGGUCUGCUGAAUUACCGUUUCCACCCAUGUUUGGCCGUGAGCCAUUGCUGCAUCAAAUCAAGCAUCUCGGACCGGCAGGCAACGAUGAAAUUCUGAAAAUGAACUCACAAAGCGGCUCUCAGGUCAGUGUACCCCAUAAAGGAGGUUGGGUGUUUUACAACAACACGACACCUGAGCAGAUCGAGAAGACCACCAAAUGCGGAGUGCAGGCCUGGGCCGCCCAGGGUAUUGUCGGAAGAGGUGUCCUUCUUGAUUACUGGAGCUAUGCUAAGGAGUCGUACGAUGUGAACUCUCGCCAUCCGAUUUCUGCCAAAGAACUCAAAGCUUGCGCUAUGGCCCAAGGAACCAAGUUUGAGUACGGUGACAUCCUGAUCAUUCGUACUGGCUGGAUCGACACAUACAACAAGAUGACUCAAGACGAAAGAGUCAAGUUGACCGAGGUUCCAGCCUAUAGUCAUACCUUUGUGGGUGUCGAUCAACACCCUGAUGUUGCUGACUUCCUUCACGACAACUACUUCAGCGUUGUGGCAUCGGACUCCCCUGCAUUUGAGGUUUGGCCACAAAACAAAGAGUGGAAUCAUCAUGUCAAUCUCUUGCCAAAAUGGGGUGUGCCUAUCGGGGAACUUUGGGACUUGGAGAGAUUGGCCGAAGUUUGCCAGCAACGCAAGCAGUACGCCUUCUUCUUUGCGAGCACGCCAAAUAACAUCAAAGGCAAGCACCUGCUGAGAAUAUCAGAUAAUAGCUAA
Molecule: messenger RNA, 2670 nt
Organism: Colletotrichum gloeosporioides
Lineage: Eukaryota; Fungi; Ascomycota; Sordariomycetes; Glomerellales; Glomerellaceae
Exons: 7
Coding region: 1-2670 (889 amino acids)
Molecular function (GO): arylformamidase activity
Source: RefSeq, a predicted model, not a curated record